Medicago truncatula (barrel medic) is the source of this 2658-nucleotide messenger RNA. RefSeq names its product receptor-like protein kinase FERONIA. The record is from RefSeq and is a predicted model, not a curated record. The transcript has a single exon. NCBI's taxonomy places the organism in Eukaryota, Viridiplantae, Streptophyta, Magnoliopsida, Fabales, Fabaceae. The coding region runs from base 1 to 2658 and encodes 885 amino acids. Gene Ontology annotation, biological process: protein phosphorylation. Gene Ontology annotation, molecular function: transmembrane receptor protein tyrosine kinase activity; ATP binding.
AUGGCCAACUACCUAAAGAACAUAGUUCUUACUAAAAUCACCUUGUUGUAUACGGUUUUGUUUCAGCAACUAUUGUUCCCUCUAGUGGUUAACUCUUAUGAUAAUUUAGCCCUGAAUUGUGGCCACUCCAUAGAUACAACAUUUGAAAAUCGAACCUGGGUUGGUGACAUGGAUGACACCAAACUAUUCUCUAUCAUUGAACCACAGACUGAAUUUUCAUCUAUCAAAUCCAAACCCAACCCUAACUCUGAUUCUGUUAACCAAAUUCCGUUUGCCUCAGCACGUAUUUCAUUUUCCAACUUCACAUUCUCAUUUCCUUCCGUCGCUAAUAGCCCUAUUUUUCUUCGCCUUCAUUUUUACCCAACAUCGUAUCAAAACUUUGAAACCUUCGACGCCCUCUUCACCGUCAAAGUUGGAACCAAUGUCACCCUUCUCAAUGACUUUAACCCCGCACUUUGGCUUCAAAACGAUAACAAGACAAUCACGAAAGAGUACUGCCUCAAAAUGAAACCAACUGAGAAGUUAAAUAUAACUUUCAUUCCAAACACCAUAAAUCAACCAAAGGCUUAUGCUUUCAUCAACGGAAUUGAGAUCGUGUCCAUGCCUUCUUUUCUCUAUUACACAAACCUCAAUGACUCAAAUCAUCAUUUAAAGUUACUUGGCCUUGAAAACAUGAAAUACAAAAUCAGCAGUGACAAAGUGUUAGAGACGGUUUAUAGAGUCAGCGUUGGUGAUAAUCAAGUUCCACGAAGUAAUGACACAGGUAUGUUUCGUUAUUGGGACAACGAUUUUCCUCGUUACUUGGAGAAACAAUAUCCACUAAGUGUAUCAAAUGAUUUUACACAUAAUCUCAACUAUAUAAACAAUACCAUUCCAAACUACACGGCACCAGAAGUUGUAUACUUAACUGCAAGAAGUUAUGGAAUGGAUGCGACAAAGGAUUAUAAUGUAACUUGGAAUUUUGAAGUUGAUUCUGCCUUUACUUAUUUGGUAAGAUUGCAUUUUUGCGAGUUUGAUUGGCAUAUAAAGAAUCAAGGUGAUAGAGUUUUUCAGAUUUUUAUAGAUGAUAAUUUGGCUGAACGAAAUGCUGAUGUGAUUCAUUGGAGUGGUGCUCGUAUGGUUCCUGUUCAUAAGGAUUAUGUUGUGACUAUGUACUCUCGAGAAGGAAGCUCGCAAAUUAAAAGAGUUAAUCUUUCAAUAAAGCUACAACGAGCACCAGAAAAUAUCUACUCAAAAUACCGUAAUGUCACAUUGAAUGGGAUCGAGAUUUUGAAAAUAAGUGACAAAAAUAACAAUCUCGCAGGAUCAAUAUCAAAAUCCAAUGAUCUAUCUCACCCGCAUCAAGUAUUGUCAACCAAAACGUCAAAAAAAUAUAAGAUUGUCUUAGUUUCCUUAGAGAUCACCUUAGCUUCUGUUAGUGUGCUUAUGGUGGGUUUCACCAUUUAUUGGCAAUGGCGAUAUCGUGAUGAGGAUUCUAUGGAAGAUAACUCGUCAGAAACAAAGAGUGAAGGGUUGCCAUCUUUACCGCCCCAUUUGUGCCGCUACUUUACAAUUGCAGAGAUAAAAGCAGCCACAAAUAACUUUGAUGAUGAUUUAAUCAUCGGAGUUGGAGGGUUUGGCAACGUGUAUAAAGGUUUCAUCGAUAAAUCCACACCCGUUGCAAUAAAACGUCUCAAACCAGGCUCUCAACAAGGGGCCAACGAGUUCAUGAAUGAGAUCGAGUUGCUCUCUCAACUUCGCCACAUUCAUCUGGUAUCCCUCGUCGGGUACUGCAACGGCAACAAAGAGAUGAUUCUGAUUUAUGAGUUCAUGCAACGUGGUACUCUUUGUGAGUAUCUAUAUGGUUCCAAUAACCAACCCCUACUUUGGAAGCAAAGGCUUGAGAUUGUAUUGGGUGCCGCAAGAGGGCUGAAUUAUCUUCAUGCUGAGGUGAAACACAAGAUAAUACAUCGUGAUGUGAAAAGCACCAACAUAUUAUUGGAUGAGAAAUGGGUGGCUAAGGUUUCCGACUUCGGGUUAUCCAAGGUGGGACCAACGGGGAUAUCAACUACCCAUGUCAGCACAAUGGUGAAGGGGAGUCUUGGGUAUUUAGAUCCUGAGUACUAUAUGCUCCAAAGGCUUACCCUAAAAUCUGACGUGUACUCAUUCGGUGUGGUGCUUCUUGAGGUAUUGUGUGCAAGGCCACCUUUGGUUCGCGAUUUAGAUAAGAAGACGGCUAGUCUAGUUUGUUGGUUUCAAAGAUGUUACGAUGAAGGUGUUCCAAUUAAACAGAUCGUAGAUCCAUUCCUGAGGGAUUCUAUCACAAAUGAAUGUUUGAAAUAUUACUGCAAGUUGGCGUUGAGUUGUUUGCAUGAUGAUGGGACUCAACGACCCUCAAUGAAUCAAGUGGUUGUGAGUUUGGAGUCUGUGUUGCAGUUGGUGGUGAGUGACGAAGAUAGCCAGUUUGGUAUGACCAAAAAAGAGAGAACAUGUAUGAAAGGUCUAUGCUUCUCGAAAUUUAUGAGUGAUAAAGGGAGUGAACUGCAUUUUGCGAGAUCCCACACCUUGAAGGAGAGCAAUGUCUCGGCGAGGGCAAGUACUCAUGAACACCCUUUCUCUGAAAUUGGUAAUCAAAGACCACGAUCGUAUUCAUGUCAAAACCUUAGAGUUUAUAUUUAG